GAAGCGUUUGAUAAACGAAUUUCUAGGUUAUAGUUUUGUGUAAUGAUUGAAGCUCGAAGUUUUCAUAUGUAUUGAAGGCUCCCGCCUCCCGGGAUGGAUUAUUAUUGGUUUAUAAUUUUCCAUGAAAUAAGACUCACUGCAAUCCAUUUAUUUUGCUUCCAUUUGUUGUGUUUUCCUUACGGCUCGAUCAUGGACGGAAUGCUACCGAGUCCAGGGUUCAGCAUCCCGAGCAUCGGCACUCCGCUGCAUCAGAACGAUGAGGACCAGCUGCAGCUGCCAGUGCAGCCCCCACCACUCCUGCCCCUGUCCGGCCCCUCCUACGCGCCCUCGCUCGUCGGCGGGUUCUCCACGCCGCAGCAGCUCAUGCAGCCGCAGACACCGCAAAACAUGAUGUCGCCAAUGGUAGCUCCCAACCAAACGCCACAGUUGUCGAGUAUGUGUCCCGGAACGCCAGGACCUAUGACACCCAUGACACCAUCCUCAGCUGAUCCAGGAAUUGUGCCCCAAUUGCAGAACAUAGUUUCAACGGUGAACCUCGGCUGCAAGCUGGACUUGAAGAAGAUAGCGUUGCACGCGCGUAAUGCCGAGUACAACCCGAAGCGAUUCGCGGCGGUGAUCAUGAGGAUACGAGAGCCGCGAACGACUGCGCUGAUAUUCAGCUCGGGCAAGAUGGUUUGCACCGGUGCCAAAAGCGAGGAAGACUCCCGGCUCGCCGCGCGCAAAUACGCUCGCAUCAUUCAGAAGCUCGGCUUUCCAGCGAAAUUCUUGGACUUCAAAAUCCAAAACAUGGUUGGCAGUUGUGACGUGAAAUUCCCAAUAAGACUGGAAGGACUUGUGCUGCUACACGGUCAAUUUAGCAGUUAUGAGCCUGAACUUUUCCCUGGGCUAAUCUAUCGUAUGGUGAAACCAAGAAUUGUACUUCUCAUUUUCGUAUCCGGAAAAGUUGUGUUAACAGGAGCUAAAGUGAGGCAAGAAAUCUAUGAGGCAUUUGACAAUAUAUACCCAAUACUGAAAGGCUUCAAAAAACAAUAGUUACAACUCAGUGUGGUUUAUUACAUCAAUACUGUGCUAGACUUAUCAACGAUUAAUUGUCUCGGCCGUUUUGUGAUAUACGACAUUCAUAAACUGUCAAAAUAAAAUUUAAGAAUUUUCAAUAUGUAAUUGAUGAAUAGAUUUAGCUUGUAAAGUAUUUCAAUAGGGCUACUUGAUUUUUCAAUUAUAGAAGAUAACUAGUACUCUUUUGAUUUAUUUUUAUAUAAACACGACUAGUUUCGAGCACUCAAGUGCUCAUAUAACAAUGAAACAAAGUUGUACUAGGAAUUUACUAUGAUUAAAGAUUGAGCUAAUUUUAAAAGUUCAAGGUUAGGAAUUUUUGACUGAAUUUUAUAUUCACUUGAGUGUUGUACCAUAGUUUGAAUUUAGGUUUGCUAAUGCUAAAAUGUUACUGUAUGAAUUUUUUAUAAGAGAUAAAGAUAAUGUAAUAUUAA
Molecule: messenger RNA, 1487 nt
Organism: Nilaparvata lugens (brown planthopper)
Lineage: Eukaryota; Metazoa; Arthropoda; Insecta; Hemiptera; Delphacidae
Product: TATA-box-binding protein
Exons: 7
Coding region: 94-1032 (312 amino acids)
Biological process (GO): DNA-templated transcription initiation
Molecular function (GO): RNA polymerase II general transcription initiation factor activity; DNA binding
Source: RefSeq, a predicted model, not a curated record